Molecule: messenger RNA, 582 nt
Organism: Durusdinium trenchii
Lineage: Eukaryota; Dinophyceae; Suessiales; Symbiodiniaceae
Source: the annotation of a GenBank genome assembly
AUGGCCAUGAGGAUCCGAGUGAAGCGCUUGAAUGGGGCAGUGGAUGAAGUUGAAGUGCUGCCAGAUACUAGCAUUUGUGAUUUCAAACAGAAGCUGAAGGACAUGCAGCAGUAUGAGGAUGAAAUGACACGCCAAUUGACAAUUGUGGAUGUGGUUUGCGACGUGCAGAAAUUGGACGAUGAUCAGAAAACGCUGGUCGAGUCUGGCAUCGAAGAUGGUGCAGAGGUGCAGGUGCUCUUCCGCAGCAUGGAACCAGUGGAAUGUUCGCACCGUUUUUCAUAUGGUCAAAGGCCAGUACAGGUGCCUUUUGUGAAGAUCCCCAGCACAGUACAUCAAGUCGAAAGGUUUGCCUUUGAAAACUGCCGGGCCUUGCUGAAGGUCGAGAUUCCCGACUCUGUGACAUCCAUCGAAACUUGGGCAUUCAAAGACUGCACCGCCUUAAGGGGCUUGACACUUCCCAGCUCAGUGACCAGCAUUGGAGAGUCUGCCUUCUUCAACUGUAGCUCAUUAACCGAGGUGACAAUCCCCAACUCGGUGAGGUCUAUUGGAGACUCUAUGCCUUCAAGCUUUGUGGAUCAUUGA